Molecule: messenger RNA, 19240 nt
Organism: Coregonus sp. 'balchen'
Lineage: Eukaryota; Metazoa; Chordata; Actinopteri; Salmoniformes; Salmonidae
Source: the annotation of a GenBank genome assembly
AUGAGUAACCAUGAACCCCAGGGCAGUGAAAGGUGAGAGAUGUGAAUCUGGUGACUUGGAACACUAGGCCUAUCGUUCGUGUGGUUGCCUAGUUUUCUAUCACGCCAGAGGCUGCCAGAGAAACAAGACACGUUGGGCACUUUGCCACUUUGCCACCAUGCCACACCCUUUUUACACUGAAAGAAAUCAUCUGAAUUCUGGUUAGACAAGUCAACGAUCAGAUCACUGAAGAGGUUUGAGUGUCACCGAAGUGCUGACCUAUAUAGAUAUUCAAUUAUACUGAACAAAAAUAUAAACGCAACAUGAAAAGUGUUGGUCCCAUGUUUCAUGAGCUGAAAUAAAAGAUCCCAGAAAAAAGCACAAAAAGCUUAUUUCUCUCAAUUUUUGUGCACAACAUUGUUUACAUCCCUGUUAGUGAGUAUUUCUCCUUUGCCAAGAUAAUCAAUCCACCUGACAGGUGUGGCAUAUCAAGAAGCUGAUUAAACAGCAUGAUCAUUACACAGGUGCACCUUGUGCUGGGGACAAUAAAAGGCCACUCUAAAAUGUGCAGUUUUGUCACACAACACAAUGCCUGUCAGUGUUUGCUGUAGGUGGGUGUGGUGUUGGAAUCAGGCGCAGGACGCAGAAAAUAAGUCCAAAAGACUUUAGUGAAGGCACAAACUAAUACACGAGACAAAAGCCCUGAGGCGAGAAACUCCGCACGCAGGCGUAAAACAAAAGGGCGCACUAAACAGGUGCGAGUAUACUCUCCUUAACAGAGGAGAAAAGCUACAACGAGCAAACGGUAUACUGUAGAGCAAAUACACGACAUCGAAACAAUCACACACAACACCUGACAAACACAACGAGAACUUAUAGGACACUAAUGACACUAAACGACAACAGGUGUACAAUUCCAGACAAGACCAAACGAACAUAGAAACAUACAACGGUGGCAGCUAGUAUUCCGGAGACGACGAACGCCGAAGCCUGCCCGAGCAAGGAAGAGAGGCAGCCUCGGCCGAAACCGUGACAGUACCCCCCCCGACUCCGGCCUCGGGGACGACCAGGAGGACGCGGAGCAGGGCGCGUCGGGUGACUACGAUGGAAUUCCGUCAGGAGAGACGGGUCCAAAAUGUCUCUCCUCGGCACCCAGCACCGUUCCUCCGGGCCGUACCCCUCCCACGCCACCAGAUAUUGGAGACCCCCCAUCCGACGUCUCGAAUCCAAGAUGGACCGCACGGAGUACGCCGGUGCCCCCUCGAUGUCCAAUGGGGGCGGAGGAGUCUCCCUGAUCUCAUUUUCUUGGAGUGGGCCAGCUACCACCGGCCUGAGAAGAGACACAUGGAACGAGGGGUUAAUACUUUUAUACUCAACAGGUAGUUGUAAUCUGUAACACACCUCGUUCAAUCUUCUCACGACUUUAAACGGCCCCACAAACCGCCGACCCAGUUUCCGACAGGGCAGGCGGAGGGGCAGGUUUCUGGUAGAGAGCCAGACUCGAUCACCAGGUGCGUACACCGGUCCCUCACUGCGGUGGAGAUCGGUGCUCGCCUUUUGACGACGGAGGGCCCGCUGCAGGUGGACGUGUGCAGCGUUCCACGUCUCCUCCGAGCGCCGCACCCACUCAUCCACCGCAGGAGCCUCGAUCUGGCUCUGCUGCCAAGGUGCCAGAACCGGCUGGUAACCUAACACACAUUGGAAAGGGGUUAGGUUAGUGGAGGAAUGGCGUAGGGAAUUCUGGGCCAUUUCUGCCCAGGGAACGUACCGUGCCCACUCCUCCGGCCGGUCCUGGCAGUAUGAUCUAAGAAACCUACCCACAUCCUGGUUCACACGUUCCACCUGCCCAUUACUCUCCGGAUGGUAACCCGAGGUGAGGCUCACCGAGACCCCCAACCGCUCCAUAAAGGCUCUCCAGACUCUGGAGGUAAAUUGGGGACCUCGAUCAGACACAAUAUCCUCGGGUACCCCGUAGUGCCGGAAAACAUGGGUGAAUAGCGCUUCGGCGGUCUGUAGGGCAGUAGGAAGGCCCGGCAUAGGGAGCAAACGACAGGCCUUAGAGAACCGGUCCACAACGACCAGUAUAGUAGUAUUCCCCUGUGAGGGAGGAAGGUCAGUGAUGAAAUCCACCGAGAGGUGAGACCAUGGUCGUUGUGGAACGGGCAGGGGUAGUAACUUACCCCUAGGCAGAUGUCUAGGCGCCUUACACUGGGCGCACACCGAGCAGGAGGAGACAUAAACCCUCACAUCCCUCGCCAACGUGGGCCACCAGUACUUAGCACUAAGGCAGUGCACUGUCCGGCCGAUACCAGGAUGUCCAGAGGAGGGUGACGUGUGAGCCCAAUAGAUCAAUCGAUCCCGAACCUCGAGCGGAACGUACUUCCGACCCUCCGGGCAUUGAGGUGGACUAGGGUCGGUGCGCAACGCCCGCUCGAGUUCAGCAUCGACCUCCCACACUACCGGUGCCACCAGACAAGACUCCGGCAGUAUGGGAGUGGGCUCCACGGACCUCUCCUCCGUGUCAUACCGCCGAGACAGUGCGUCUGCCUUACCGUUCUGUGACCCAGGGAUGUACGUGAUCUUAAAUACGAACCGGGUCAAAAACAUAUUCCACCGCGCCUGGCGAGGGUUCAGUCUCCUAGCUGCCCGGAUGUACUCCAGGUUAAGGUGGUCCGUCAAAAUGAGGAAAGGGUGUUGAGCCCCCUCAAGCCAGUGCCUCCACACCUUUAGGGCCUGUACCACGGCUAACAGCUCCCUGUCCCCUACGUCAUAAUUUCGCUCCGCCGGACUGAGCUUCUUGGAAUAAAAAGCACAGGGGCGGAGUUUAGGUGGCGUGCCGGACCGUUGCGAAAGCACGGCUCCUAUACCGGCCUCUGACGCGUCCACCUCUACCUAAAAUGGUAAAGAGGGAUCCGGAUGCGCCAGCACCGGAGCCGAGGUAAACAGGUCCUUCAGCCUCCCAAACGCCCUGUCCGCCUCGGCUGACCACUGCAAACGCACCGGACCCCCCUUCAAAAGAGACGUUAUGGGAGCUGCCACCUGUCCAAAACCCCGGAUAAACCUCCUGUAGUAAUUCGCAAACCCCCAAAACUGCUGCACCUCCUUCACAGUGGUUGGCGUUUGCCAAUUACGCACGGCUGACACCCGGUCUACCUCCAUCUUCACCCCUGACGCAGACAACUGAUAACCCAAAAAGGAGACCGACUCCUGGAAAAACAGACCUCUGCCUUGACAUACAGGUCGUGCUCCAACAGCCUCCGCAACACUCGGCGCACCAGAGCCACAUGCUCGACUCGGGUAGACGAGUACACGAGAAUGUCAUCUAUGUACACGACCACCCCCUGCCCCUGCAUUUCCCUGAAUAUCUCAUCCACGAAUGAUUGGAAAACUGAAGGAGCGUUCAUCAACCCGUAUGGCAUGACAAGAUACUCGUAAUGGCCCGAGGUGGUACUAAAGGCUGUCUUCCAUUCAUCGCCCCCCCUAAUGCGCACCAAGUUGUACGCGCUCCUAAGAUCUAAUUUAGUGAAGAAACGCGCCCCGUGCAAUGACUCCGUCAUGGUCGCAAUCAGCGGGAGUGGAUAACUGUACUUCACCGUGAUCUGAUUGAGACUACGGUAAUCAAUGCACGGGCGUAACCCACCAUCCUUUUUCUUCACAAAAAAGAAACUCGAGGACGCAGGGGAAGUGGAGGGCCGUAUGUAUCCUUGUCUCAGAGAUUCGUCUAUGUAAGUCUCCAUAGCUCUCUUCUCCUCCUGAGACAGAGGAUACACAUGGCUCCGUGGGAGCGCAGCUCCUGCCUGGAGGUCUAUCGCACAAUCUCCCUGCCUAUGGGGAGGCAACUGCGUCGCCCUCGACUUACUGAACACAAUAGCCAAAUCCCCAUACUCAGGGGGAACGUGCAAUGCGGGCACCUGGUUUGGACUCUCCACCGAGGUAGCCCCUACGGAAAUGCCUAAACAUCGACCCACACACUGGUCAGACCACUCCAUCAGAGCCCUCUCCUGCCACAAAAUAGACGGGUUAUGGGUACUCAACCAGUGCAUGCCCAGCACCACCGGAUACGCAGGCGAGUCGAUCAGAAAUAGCUGGAUCAUCUCCUGAUGACCCCCCUGCGCACACAUCCUAAGUGGCGCCGUGACCUCCCUGAUCAAGCCCGAUCCCAACGGACGGCUAUCUAGGGCAUGAACGGGGAAGGGGACGUCAACAGGAAGAAGGGGAAUCCCUAAAUCUAAACAAAAUGUCCUAUCAACCAAAAUUCCCAGCCGCGCCUGAAUCUACCAGCGCCUUAUGCUGGGAAUGAGGUGCUACCUGUGGAAAACGCACAGGUAUACAGAAGUGCGCAACAGAGAGCUCUGGGUGAGUGGGGCGCCUACUCACCUGGAAGGACUCCCCAGUGCAGGGCCUGUCGUCUUCUUCCCUAGGAGGCCAUCCCCAGCACCUAGCCGCGGUGUGUCCUCCCCGACCACAGUUGGUGCAGGAGAUGGACCCCCUCGUACUCCGACCCUUCCUCUCUCUAGCGCCAGCGCCCCCAAGCUCCAUGGGGCUCGGCUCGGAGGCGCUGGAGGGUGAAAUGGACGGACCUCCCUCGGGACGUCCGCGGGUAGCCAGCAGGGUGUCCAGCCUGAUGGACAUGUCGACUAACUGGUCGAAAGAGAGGCUGGUGUCCCGACAGGCCAGCUCCCGACGGACGUCCUCACGUAGACUACAGCGGUAGUGAUCGAUGAGGGCCCGCUCAUUCCACCCUGCAUCCGCCGCUAGAGUACGGAAUUCCAACGCGAACUCCUGGGCACUCCUCUUCCCCUGCCGGAGGCAGAACAGACGCUCCCCCGCCGCUUUCCCCUCCGGUGGAUGGUCAAACACCGCCCUGAAGCGGCGGGAGAACUCAGCGUAUGUGAUAGUGGUAGCGUCUAUCCUCCUCCACUCGGCGUUGGCCCAUUCUAACGCCUUGCCGGAAAGGCAGGAGAUAAGGGCGGACACGCUCUCGUGUCCCGAGGGCGCCGGGUGCACGGUGGCCAGGUAAAGCUCCACCUGGAGAAGGAAGCCCUGACACCCGGCAGCGGUCCCAUCGUAGGCCCUCGGGAGCGAGAGUCGAAUUCCUCUGGGUUCCGGAGCGGGAAUGGGCUGACUUGCUGAUGGUGAUGGCAGGGAAGGUGGCGUUGGGGGUGUCCCUCGGGUCUCCCAGCGUUGGAGUGUGUUGAUCACAUCCUGCAGGGCGGUCCCGAUCCGCAGGAUCUGGUCAUUCUGCUCCCGGACCCGAUCCUCCAACGUCUCCUGUGCUGCUGCGGCUCCUGCUGAUUCCAUUCAGAAGGUGUGUGAUUCUGUCAGUGUUUGCUGUAGGUGGGUGUGGUGUUGGAAUCAGGCGCAGGACGCAGAAAAUAAGUCCAAAAUACUUUAGUGAAGGCACAAACUAAUACACGAGACAAAAGCCCUGAGGCGAGAAACUCCGCACGCAGGCGUAAAACAAAAGGGCGCACUAAACAGGUGCGAGUAUACUCUCCUUAACAGAGGAGAAAAGCUACAACGAGCAAACGGUAUACUGUAGAGCAAAUACACGACAUCGAAACAAUCACACACAACACCUGACAAACACAACGAGAACUUAUAGGACACUAAUGACACUAAACGACAACAGGUGUACAAUUCCAGACAAGACCAAACGAACAUAGAAACAUACAACGGUGGCAGCUAGUAUUCCGGAGACGACGAACGCCGAAGCCUGCCCGAGCAAGGAAGAGAGGCAGCCUCGGCCGAAACCGUGACAAUGCCUCAAGUUUUGAGGGAGCGUGCAAUUGGCAUGCUGACUGCAGGAAUGUCCACCAGAGCUGUUGUCAGAGAAUUGAAUGUUAAUUCCUCCACCAUUAUUCCAACGUCGUUUUAGAGAAUUUGGCAGUACGUCCAACCGGCCUCACAACCGCAGACCACGUGUAACCACGCCAGCUCAGGACCUCCACAUCUGGCUUCUUCACCUGUGGAAUUGUCUGAGACCAGCUGUUGUAACUGAGGAGUAUUUCUGUUUGUAAUAAAACCCAUUUGUGGGGAAAAACUAAUUCUGAUUGGCUGGGCCUGGCUCCCCAGUGGGUGGGCCCCUGGUUGGACGUACAGUCAUGUAAAAUCUAUAAAUUACGGCCCAAUUUAUUUAUUUAAAUUGACUAAUUUCCUUAUAUGAACUGUAACUCAGUAAAAUCGUUGAAAUUAUUGCAUGUUGCGAUUAUGUUUUUGUUCAGUAUACUUACAAAUGCAAUGCACAAUACCUGCAGAAUAAUGACCCCUCAUAAAAGCAUAACUUUUUGUCCCCAGACUGAUAAAAACAGUUUACUGUAUCAUUAAUGCUGUUGUGACUGAUGGUGUGUGAUAUGUUAACCUACUGAGGUACACAAGGCUAAAUUGGAGCUGUGACAUAAACUACAACACUAGCACUAACUGACUAUUGCCUAUCUCUUGUUCACAGGCUUUCAGUGUGUUUAUGUAAGGCUGUAGGAAACAUGCAAAAACUGUGGCCUUAUCGGACCACAGAGAUACAGAGAGAGAAGUGAGAGAGACAAGAAAGGAAGGGGAGGGUUGUCUUGUAUGAAAAUGAGUGGGAGAGAAGUAAGAGAUGGUGAGAGGCCAGGGUUGAAGAGAGGGCAAAGAGAAAUAAAGAGAAAGAGAGGGUAGGAAAAUAAUAGACAGAGAGAUGGAUAGAGGCAGAAAGAGGGCAGAGUAUAUGUGUGAAUAUGACUGCCAUGGAAACCUAUAACAGUUGUGUUGUGAUACAGAAACCUGUUGGCUGUGUGAACAUUGACCUUGAAAAGUAAACAGUCUUUCCUGUACAUCUGUCUGAGGACAAUGAGGAUGAGGUCCACUGGCUUAUCAGGUUCCAUUCAAUCUUAAAGAGAGACAAUAUUCUAAUGAUGUCACUACACAGUACGAGAAAUAGCCUAUGAAUUUUGGUCACAAUUGUUUUAGGACCUUAUCUGCAGUUACCAUGCACAUUUAUCAUGAUUAAUUACAUUCUUAUUAUCAAAGAGGUUAUAAAAACAUGGCAACUUAGUAAAGUGUUUCUACCGUAUUCCUCAUCUCCUCUGUGGUAAGGCACUAAAGACUACACUUGAGUCAAAUCUGUUUUUUGAUCACCUAAAGCGCAGUAUUUUUCCCUGCGCAUGCUGAACUUGUUCUUCUUGUUUGUUUGGCGCCAUGACGAAUGCACUUUCUAUUAUUGCUAGCUCUAGACUGAGUCCCUAGGUGGCAGGCGCCUGUAGACAUGUUCACACAAGGCACAGACUGAAUCAACAAGCGGCACGCUUUGUCUGAGUCUGAGAGACAACUUUUGGUGUUCUCUGAUACUGUCUCUUUAAGAACUUACGGUUUAGAAUCACAAGCACUAUUAUCGGACAGUACCUUUCCAUGGCUUUGCAGUACCAGCCGUCCAACAUUAGUGUGUAAAACUGGGUCAGGAUGUAGGGGGUGGGGGUUCCACACCACACUGGAGGAUGGGCUGGUGUCAUGAACGUGAGAUUUUGGCAGCACUUCCUGUUUUUGUGCCGCAGUUGAAUGAGCGUAUGUGUGUAUAUCAGAGAGAGGAAGUGCAGACACAGAUGGGUCUGCAGCUGUACAGUUCAGCUCAACCCGCUCACCUCCACACCCCUAGUCUCCUCCCCCACUUGUCCAUUAACUGAAGUUGUAUUCUCUUAACUACAGGAUUUUAAUAACAUCUUGGUAUGCCCUUAUAAUUUCCUUUCUCUUUCAACCUACAGAGAUGGAGACAUCCCUGCCCCUGACCAGAAGGGUAAGCACCGUUCGCUCUUUGUUUGUGCAUGACAUGUUUUGUUUUGUCUCAUGUGGCAAAAAGUCCUGAAUGAAUGUUAUCUGAUAUUAUACCAGCAGAUGGCAGUAAACACCAGAAAAAUAUCUGUGUGUCUGUGUGUCUGUGUGUCUGUGGUGUAUAUUGGGCUGAUAAAGCAGGCUGUCUGAGAGUAGACGGAGUGGAUGUUAGAUGAGUCAGAGAGAGAUAGGAGGGAUAUGAGGACACAGAUGGCGAGAUAGGGGGAGAAUGAGCUAGAGAGAGGGAUGGAUGUAGAGCAGAGAGAGAGAGAGAGAGACCUGGCUGGUUCUCAGUCUGAGAUGAGGCUCCCUGCCCCAGAAAGGACAGGCUCCAUCUAUUAGCUUCCUUUCUGCCAAUGCCAGGCUCUCAGCCAGAAGGCCUGUGCCACACUCACUCCUGCUGGGUACAAAUAGCAAACAGCUCCCCCUGCCCCUGGAGUCAAAACCAUUUGCUUUUGAGAAAGGGUUUCACCAAAGCUGUGUUGUAUUCAUUAGGUAUCUCAUAGCUUAUUUUCAAAGAUGCAUUAUGAUGCAUUAGAAAAUCAAAAAUCAAAUUUAAAAAAUGACAAUUAUGACCAUUUGCAUGGCAAUUAAUCAUUACCCAUAAUCUUCACAUUCCUACUUUAGAUGCACUUACAGUAUGAAGCAUAUCGUUUUACAAGUCAUUCUGAAUUUCUGAAUGAAUCUGCUUCUGUAAAUGACUAAAAUGUAAGUGCAAACAGUUACAGCUCUCACACGGGGGCCCUCAGCACGAUACAUAGGAAAACCACAGACAUAUCACAAUUACAAUACGCUUAUACACUACCAGCCAAAAGUUUGGAUGCAGCUACUCAUUCAAGGGUUCUUUAUUUUUACCAUUUUCUACAUUGUAGAAUAAUAGUGAAGACAUCAAAAUGAUGAAAUAACACAUAUGGAGUUAUGUAGUAACCAAAAAAGUGUUAGAUAAAUCAAAAUAUAUGUUAUAUUUGAGAUUCUUCAAAUAGCCACCCUAUGCCUUGAUAGUAAAAAGAAAGGAAAACCCUUGAAUCAGUAGGUGUCCAAACUUUUGACUGGUAGUGUAUACAUACUGUAUACAGUAGUCCCCUGUAGCUCAGUUGGUAGAGCAUGGCGCUUGCAACGCCAGGGUUGUGGGUUCGUUUCCCACGGGGGGCCAGUAUGAAAAAUGUAUGCACUCACUAACUGUAAGUCGCUCUGGAUAAGAGCGUCUGCUAAAUGACUAAAAUGUAAAAUCUAAAUUAGUGAGUAAUCAGAGUGGAAGUUUCAGAUGAGUGAUGUGAGUGAAGAGGGUAUGCACUGAUGAGCUCAUCAGAGUUAACUUAGUCACAGUUUGAUAACAGAAGUGUAAAAUUUAGAUAAUGCUGAGUCAGACAGUAAAUAAGAGGCUCCAAAUCGAUAAUGUAUGAUGUUUUUUUUCUGCCAUUUCUCAGUAAUAGGCCUAUGUUAGGGUAGACGUGAGUAGAGACUCUCAGGUCCCCUUUCUAGGUCUUGUCAGAAAGCUUGCAGAGUAUGGGCUGGUGUUGUUUGGGGCUGUUCCCACAGAGGGUUACUGUAAACCUCUCUGCAUUAUGGGUAAAGUGGGGUGGAAAGAUGGAGAGAGGAGAGUUCCUAAUCCCAUAUUAACCCCUUACCCAAGACACUUCUAAUAAAAGUUAUGUUGUUCCAGGUAAUCUGACUGAAAGUGAUAACAGUGGCUCAGGAAGGCACACCUUUGCAGUAUAUUUGUAUUUUCCUCGUAUAGAAAUCCUUAUAGACAUCCUAUAGAAAAUCGUAUAGAAAUCCUUGUAUAGAAAUCCUUAUGAAAUCCCCCCCACACACACAUAUCCCCCCGUCCUCUCUGUGAACACUACUCAAACAGAACUCUAAUGGUCUCUGAGCUGCUUGCAGGCCUAUAGACCUCAAGUCAUGUUUGAACAACCAAUCAAUUUCCCUCAUACCUCUCUAUUUGAAAGUAUACUUAGAAUGAGAAAAGUUUUCAAAGUUCAUCCCUCCAUGUCUAAUGGAUUGUUCUGACAGAAAAUGUAGGGACAUCUACAGAGGAGAGUUCUGAAGAAGAGGAGGAUGAAGAGGAGGAGGAGGAUUCUGGUGAGCGGCUGCUAGAGCUCAAAAUCUCUCCAUCACAGUAUGAAUCUUCGGGCUUUAUCACAUCCUCUAACAUAAUGUUCUCUCUCUUUGUCUUUCAACAGACGGCUCUGCUGAGAAAGAAGAAGGAGGUGAGAAAAACACAGCCUCAUUCUCUCAGCUUCAUCAAAAUAAUUUCCAAAUGGCUUGUUUGGAUAUUUUUAGAAAUAAUUGUAUUCUUUUUUUGGUUCUCCCAACAGAAUCAGAGGAGCCUGACGUUGAGGGUUCCAGUAAUGGUGAGUGGGAACUAAAACAUCAGAUACAAUGCCUUAGAGUAUAUCUGCCUCUGAAAUACAGAUGAAUAGGCUCUUUCACCUCAGAAUGACCUGAGUAGAAUGAUUGCUCCUCUCCCCCAACUUCCUUCAUGAGGAGUAACUUCUCUCUCCACAGAAUCAGAGUCGGCUCAUCAACCUCAUGCAGAGGUUUCCCUUGCUAAAGGUAUCCUCAAUUUGACAAAAGUCAUUCUACUAUCAAAUGUUUAGCUUUUUCCACAAAAGGCCUAGCUAUCCUAGAUUGUAAUGGUUGAAAGGCUAGAGAGAGUAUAUCUGGUUUCAUUCAUAGGUUUAUGAAAAUGUGUCUGCAAAUCAUAAUCUGAGAGGGAGUAUUCCCCAAGACGGAGUGCCUAGUUUGACGUUUGACCUCUCCUUUGUCAGAUGUGCCCCCCAAGCCAUGUUGUGAAAAAUGCAAUGCUGUCCAGCAGGUGAGUACAUUUUUGGGAUUGUGGAAUUGAAUGAUAGUUGUGUAAUAAAGCCUCAGCGACGUACAGUAUGGCUGUAGACUCACUAGAGGAACAGGGGCUAAUCUUAGUACCAUGUCUGUUUCUCUAUCAGAGUCAAGGCAAUGAACUGGUUAUUCCCAGGAAGAUCUCUAAAGGGCGCCUACAGUGAGUGUACCUCUUCUACCUGUAGCCUCGUUCCAUCUCUUUCUCUUUCUCACUCAGCCUCUCCUUCUCUCUCUUUUUUCCUCCAUCUCUAAAUCUCUCUGGUUCUGUGUGUCAGGGUGCAGCUGGAGGGAGAGGGGACAUAUGAGUGCUCCGUCACCGGCCUGGUGUUUGAGGUGUCAGAGAGAGUCCUGAUCCGCUACUCAGUCCUGUCCUGGUCCAAGUUCGGCAUAUUCCUCAGGGACUCCUGGAGGUUCGCUGGGCCCAUCUUCAACGUGGACUGUGUCAACAGCCCCUCAUCCAUCCUCACCUCCAUCCAGUUCCCUCACUCCCUCUGCCUCGCUGACCCCGACAGUGAAAUGACCUUCAGUGUCCUGCAUAUGAAGGACAGCUGUCCAGUGAUCGAGCCCUCGGUAGACCACUCUGGCAGCCAUGUAAAAUGGCGUGUGUCGUCCCUGUCCCCGGUGGGGCCCAUUGUCCAGAGCAGCAAGCCUGUAGAGCACCACGGGGUGGUCCUGGUGUAUAAGGAACUGGCUUUGAACAACUCUUACUCCUUUCGCAUCUACCUGGCCACCAACAACUCCUCCGAUAUUAAGGUGAGAUGGACACAGGGUGUAUGUGUGUGGAUUACUGUAACAUGUUACUGAGUCAGAGCAAAGAGGUGAACAUGAUCAGAUAGAUUGUAAUGUCCACUGGCCUGACUUUCUGGUUCUCUGUGCCUCUCUCACUGUGGUCUCUACUGAGGGAAGUCACGUCACACUGGAAGUAUGCGGUCUGUUUAUGUGUGUGUGUGGUGAUCAAGAUUAGUUAAUUAGUUAACACUAUAUCGAGGGCAGUGGUGCGUAUUAAUUAACACAAAUGAUUGUGUAUUGAUUUGUGUAUCUGUAUCUAGGAACAACUCAGAUGGAAACCUCAAACAUUAGAUCUGAAGCUAGCCCAGUGGGCAACACAGGUUAAAAUGACAAUGUUUUGCCAACUGGUAGGGUUAGAUUGGGAUAUGAUACACCAUAUGAUAUCAAAUAUAGACCACAGUGAAUUUUUAGGUCACAGUUCCUGAAAUGUGGUUUGAGCCCUGAUAGUGUGUAGUAGUAUCAGUGGUGAGGGGAGUGACUGAGCUCAGCAGAGACAUCAGAGCACUCAGCAUCAGAACAGCCCAUUUAACCCUACCUAACUGGCCAGGGAAAGGAGUUGUUGACCGUUAGUCAACAGGGAAUAGACAUCCCCACCCUUGUUACCAUUAUUGGAAUCCCUCGCUUACCUAUGGUAAAUCACUGGUCCAUUUCUAUCUGUUCCUUUCAUUCUUUCACUGUCUCUCUGCCUCUCUUUCUCCUCCUCUACCCCUCCCUCACUCCAGGACAUAGGGAAGGAGGUGCGUUGCUCCAAGAGGCGUUACCUGAAGGUAGAGAAGCCACCCACCUGUAAGCUGGAUGAGAGGAGGUACCGCCUCAUGAGCGAACCAGAGGGCGACAUCAGCCCUGCGGUGAGGGUUCAUUCACCCAUUAGUGCAUAACCAGUAAGCACUGACCUAUGUACUGUACACUGAGUAUACCAAACAUUAAGAACACCUUCCUAAUAUUGAGUUGCACCUCCUUUUGCCAUCAGAACAACCUCAAUUCGUCGGGGCAUGGACUCUAUGUUGACUCCAAUGCUUCCCACAGUUGUGUCAAGUUGGCUGGAUGUCCUUUGGAUGGUGGACCAUUCUUGAUACACACGGGAAACUGUUGAGUGUGAAAAAACCCAGCAGCGUUACAGUUCUUGACAAAACCGGUGCACCUGGCACCUACUACCAUACCCCGUUAAAAGGCACUUCAUUCUUUUGUCUUGCCCAUUCACCCUCUGAAUGUCACACAUACACAAUGUCUAUUGUCUCGAGGCUUAAAAAUCCUUCUUUAACCUGUAUCCUCCCCUUCAUCUACACUGAUUUGAAGUGGAUUUUGUUAACUCAAAAUGACACAACGACUAGGUUCCAGUUGAACAACUUUGAAUUCACCGUAUUUCCACAGUACAUUGUUGCCAUCACACUCAGGCCGGGUCCAUCUCCAAAGAGACUACUGCGCAGGCGUACAAAUAACAGAGUGAUAGCACCGUAAUAACAGAAAUAUAGGGAUACUUCAAACUUGAACUUAACUAUCUCCCACUUUUCUUUAAAGACAAAUAAAACAUCAACUAAACAAUUAAAUGUCCCAAGUAUUAUUUAAAGUUCCCCAUUACAAAUGGGUUGUGUGACAACGUUUUUAUUUUUAUUGCUCAAGCUGCCACUUUCCAUUACUGAGUGCCUUUAGGAGCACAAGACCGGCUGCUCCCCUUUUAGUCAGACAGUCAGCAAGCUGUACCUUUGUGGCCGACCACAGAAUCCGCUGGAUUCUCUGUGCUUGAAUACGUUCCUUGAUGCUGCUAAUCUCAAGACAAAGUAUUUUCUCUGUGACAGACUUGGUUGACUUGACAGCAUCAACUAGGGAGUAGUUGUCAGUGACACAAACUACAAGUAUAAUGUGCCGUUUUGUCUCACCAGUGGUAAGACUGUCCUCAUAAGUUGCCAGAAAGAUGUAAUUGUCAAUUCAAUCCGCAAGAGCAAGGGUUUCUCCAGCUAGUGAGCUUCGGACAACCCUUCUGAUCCUCUUUGACUGCCAAUAGAUAGGUGAGAAUCUUCCUUUUUCACCCAUUAACACAAUUAGAUGUUUACCUUGUGUGCCUCCAUCUGUAAGGUUCCCUAGGGAAGCAUCACUGAAGACAACUAGUUUCAGAGUCAUCUUUUCCAACAUGCUGAAACUUUAGAGUCACUUGUUGUGAUUUCAGUUUACGAACAACUUUGUUUGCCUCGUGAAUGGUUUGUUCAGUGGUGUGUUUUGUGUUGGAUGCCAAGUUGCAGCCAUUAAACAUUACAUCAAGUCUACUCUGUCUAGCAACCCAUAGAAUUUGACCUAUCUUUGACCUCAAUUGAUCAGCUUCAAUUCCACAGAGAGGGGAAUUCCUUUGUACGGCUCUUGAAGAAUCCAUAUGGAUGGGUUGAAGAUUCUUGAUAUAGUUUUCCUGUUGCAUCAGUAUUGUUCCGUCAACUGUAAUAAACUCUAAGCCAACAUAACAAAAACUAGCAUGCUCCUCACGGCCGACCUGGAAAACAGCUUUGAGGUGUGGAAUCACAGUUGUAGCAAAGGUCUGUGACCCACCCCAGAUGAAAUCAUCAACAUGACAGGCAAGUACUCCAGUCACAUUUCAGUCUUGAUCAAGCCAAUAGAAGACUGCAGUAUCCACUUGUGACAUUUUCCCACCUGUACUCAGAAUUGUUGACUUGACUUUGUUGUACCAGUAGAGUGAUGCACCUGCCAGGCCAUACACACACUUUUUUAGUUUCCACAGUGUUCCUUCGCUCUUAGCUUCAGGUGGAGGUCGGAUGUGAAUUUCCCUUGACAGCUCUGUUCCCUGCAAAAAUGCAGAUUUGAUGUCUAUGGAAUAAAGUUUCUAUUUUGUCUGGCAGAUCACUGUCAGCAAUCUGAGUGACUCUGAGGCGCAUGUCGGUGAGUCUUUUGGGAGUUCUUUAGCAGCCAGCUCCUCAAAACCUCUAGCCACUAGACGUGCCUUUGGCACUAUGCCAGUUAAGGAUUCUUUAAGGGUACACAACCACCUUGUUGAGACACAUUUUUGGCCAAUUCUUUGACUUCCUCAAGCACUCAAUUUGUCCUCCAAUUACUGAGCUCAUCUAGUUUAGCUGAGUCAAAUGACACGUCCUUUGUUUGAAGUACAUCAUCAUUUUGAAUGUCAUUCUGUUUUUCUCAAUUUUCCAUUGGUUCAAUUCUGAGAUGAUCUACAAGUGACAGGUCAGCUGACCCUGUUGUACCAGAAAGUGUAGCUGGUUCAGAGUACUGCAAGUUGUACCAGUUCUGGUGUUUUCCUUUGGCUUUUCCUGCUCGUCCAAUGACUGUUGCUGUGUGUGGAAUACCACUUUCUCUGUCCAUGUAUUUAACAGUUUGUCCAGUUUUGAGAUUGGAACAACCAUGUUGUCUUAACACAUGUGGCUGUUGUUGAACAUUUUCCUAAUUUGAACCUUCAACAGUAUUACCUGUGUCAUGCUUGAAGGUCUCUGCCCCCAUUUCCUGUCUCAGUUUCAGUGUCCAUAUCAUUGGAUGCGACAUCUGGUAGGUUUGUGUUAAUGUGUCCUUUUUAUCAUUUUCAGUAGGAGGCUGAUUCUCAGCAACAGCCCCUCCAUCUUGUUGAUCAUUUACUUUCCGCAAUUUUAAGUGAUGCACCCUGACAAUGGUGCCUUCGUGCCUCACAAAUAUCACCACACCAUCUUGGUCAAUGACUACUCCCGGUCCUUUCCACUCUUGACAGUCAAAUCGUUUGUCGUACACUUUGUUUCCAGUCUUGUACUUCUCAUCUGUGGGACGAAGCUGUUUACGCAGAGCCCUGAGAAUUCUUUCUGAACACUCUGCUUCAGUGAACGCUUUUCUCGCUGCAUGUAGUGCUGAAAGGUGCUGUCCUACCCAUGCACUCACACUGGUCCCUUCUUGUGCUGGUGGCUUGUCAACCAGUACAGAGGGAAGAUUAGGGUUCUGCCUGAACUCUAGUUGGUAUGGACUGUAGCCAUGAACAUUGUGCAUUGAGUUGUUUGCCAUCAAAGCCCAAUCUAGGACUGUUUUCCAGUCACAUCCAUUAUCUUGCUUCACUUUCAGCAUAAUCUCUGCUCCAUGGACUGUAUGCAGCAGUUGGCUUUACUUCCAUGUUGAAUUUCUCAGCCAUUUCUCUUAUUUCAUUAUUAUUGAAUUCUCCUCCAUUGUCACUGUACAAUUUCUGUGGCGGGCCAUACACACUUAUCCAGGAAUGAAUGAAGUGCUUGACGAUUUCACUGGGUUUCUUUGUAUUCAUAAUGCUUCCAGCACUGAAGCGUGUGAAGUGGUCAAUUAUGUGAAGGUACCGCACACUUGGUCCUAGCUCAUGUAGAUCUACAGCCACUGUUUCAUUGUACUUGGAAGCCAGUGGCAAACCAACAGCUGGUCUGGGCUUAGGUUUGCUGUGUUUCUGGCAUGUCUCACAACUGUUAACUAUCUGCUGUAGAAUGGAAAUACUCUCAUCGUCAUUUCUGAAGUCUGUCAACUGUAGCAUGUCCAAACUGUUUGUGAAGUUUUAACAAAACUUUGUGUUUUACUCUGUGGUCAUGUUCUCUGUGAUGUCAGAAUCUCCAUGUGCUCUGUGUCUGUCAGAAUCUCAUUUUUACAUGGACUCUGUGUGAUGUCUUUGUCUAAAAUGUUUACACAAUAGUAGCCUGAGGUAGUAACUUCAAGGGCCACUGGUUGUUUAAACAUCACUGCCUUGUCAUUUUUUAUGUCUAGUACAGCCCCUGCCUUCUUGAGGGAACCUUUGCUUAAUAGUAAGAGGAUAUCUGCAGGGACCACCUCUGUUUCAAUGUGACACUUAGUCUGACCAAUUUUUGCUGGUAUCUUGACUCUCUUGGUAGAAUGGACGACUCUCCCAUCUCCAAAUCUGAAAGGUCUGUUGCUUGGUGUGUCAAUCAUAUUUUGUACUUCUUUCAUAUUUAGUUCGCUGACAUAGCUAUCAAGCCGUUUUGCACCACACACUGUGUGUGUACAUGCAGUAUCAAUCACAGCAGAUCCUAAGGAUUCAACUAUAAAGAUCUCAGUAUCAGAAGCAGAUUCAUUUGAAAACAGUGUAAUGUUACACUGCUCUAUCUCUGUGUUUACAUUUUCCUCUGUUACUUUAACUUGUUCAGUACAGUCUUUAACCCAAUGGUAAGAGCUUUGACAAAUAGCACAUUUGGAUCUCCUUCCAUACCUGUCCAGUGGAUUUGUGCCAGGCAAUGGCGCCCUCGUCUGGUUGUCUUGAGAACAUGACUUGUUGGGGCCUUUUCUCCACUGCUCAGAGUAAUAUGCCGUGUCACUCACUUUCAUUCUAUCUGUUAUUGGCGCAACAGAUGUCUUUUCACCAAAAAUCAUUUUUAUUGCCGACUUCAUUGACGCAAAAGUCAGCACAGUACAAUCAGUCAAAGCCAAGUGUUUCUCUUUACCAUCCAGACAGGCAGUAUCUAGCAACUUGAAAGCUAACACUGCAUCCGGGAGAACCAUGUCGUACUUGCGCAUCCUAUUGUACCUCUGUUCUAAAUCAAUGAUGUAGUCUGUCAUUGCAACCGAAAUGUCUCUAGUAACACUGUCAAACUUUGAAUACGCCUCGUAGACACAGUCUUUCUCUUCUUUAAGAAAACAGAUUCCAAUGCUCUGAUCAAAGUUCCCAUGCCGUCAUCCUGGUUCAAAUCCUCCGUGGAUAUUUCCAGUGCUGUAUCGCUCACUCUUCCGUCGAGCGAAAAUACCACCGCAAGUGCUUACUUUUUCUCGUCCAGAUUAGUAACCAAUGUCCAGAUUCCAAGUUAAUUGUUCCAACUUUCAUACGACCUCUUCUCGUCAAAGCGAGGUGGCACAUUGUAGUUAUUAGCCAUCCUCUGCUACCAAUGUUAACUCAAAAUGACACAACGACUAGGUUCCAGUUUAACAACUUUUAAUUCACCGUAUUUCCACAGCCAUCACACUCAGGCCAGGUCCAUCUCCAAAGAGACUACUGCGCAGGCGUACAAAUAACAGAGUGAUAGCACCGUAAUAACAGAAAUAUAGGAAUACUUCAAACAUGAACUUAACAGAUGUAACAGGUAACAUCAAUAAGGAAUCAUAGCUUUCACCUGGAUUCACCUGGUCAGUCUAUGUCAUGUAAAUAGCAGGUGUUCUUAAUGUUUUGUAUACUCAGUGUAUGUAUGUACUAUGUGUGUGUAUUUAUAUGUCUGUGCUGUGUGUGUAUGGUGUCCUGUAGGACUUGCUGUUCACGCUGGCCGUGACUAAAUUGAAGGGAUAUUUUGAGGCGUUCUUUGAGCAGCCCCCUCCCUUCAAGCUCUCCCUCAUAGAGACAGAGUCCGACCAGACUGUGUGGUCAGCCACCAUCAGAGAAGGUACGUACAAACCUUCUGAGUGUCUGUCUGUAAUGUGUUGUGAGUGAAGGUGCAGGAGAUUCAUUUGUCUUCCUCUCAGGUGACUGUGUGGACAAUGCAGUUGAAAAACCAAGGAAACGGACAGCUAGUAAGUUUGUCAUUUUUGUUUGCCACCUCUCAAUAUUGGCAUCAAUAGUUAACUUUAUUCCAGUGUAUGUUCUAGAUAUCUAGUUGUCUGUACACAAGCAAUUUUCAUCCAUCAUUAAAAGUAGCUUUUGAUUGACAGGGAUUUUCUCCUCUUCUGUAGGCAGGAAAAGAAGCAACAGCACAUCAGAGGAAGAGAUGACCAAUAAGAGACCUCGAUCUGUAGAUGAGUCAGGUGAUGGUUUGAACACAUCCAAUGUGUCAUUUGCUGUUAUUACUGUGGUGUUAUUCCUGUUCAGUUGCUGUUCAGUUGCCCCUAAAAGUCUAACGUUCCUCUGUUGCUUCCAGACGGAGUGCUGACAGUGCAGGUCCCAGAUGUGUCGUCCAAGCAGCUGAUGCAGGUGGCUAAGCGGCUGGGGAAGGAGUGGAAGCAGGUGGCUAUCGGUUGCCUGGACCUGUCCUCCAAAGAGCUGGACGAUAUACAGGCCAGUGAGGAGGAUGUCAUCAUGCAGAGGUAUAGUUGAUAGAUAUAGUAUCUGCACCCUUAAAACUAAACUUUAUAUUACUUGCCAGACAUUAUUUUUGGGGUUUCUAUUUGAAGCAUUCCUGGCAUAACCAAUCAUACAAUAAUUUUUUAAAACAUUUUUAGUCAUUUAGCAGAUGCUCUUAUCCAGAGCGACUUAGUGAGUGCAUAAUUAAAAAAUAAUAAUUCAUAUGUUUGGUGAAGAUUUAUUUUUUAGAUAAUGUGACCCUAAAUGUGACCCCCCUUUGUGUUGUGUUUCAGGUUUAAGGCAUUGGAGCGCUGGAAGACUGGCAGGCCAAAGGGUCAAGCCACUGUUGCUCACCUCUUGAUGAGCCUACAGGAGCUGGAUGACCUGCCCAACGAGGUCUACCAGACACUGCAAGGUUAGAGACACACCAGUGGAGGCUGCUGAGGGGAGAACGGCUCAUAAUAAUGGAUGGAAACCAUGUGUUUGAUGUAUUUGAUACCAUUCCACCUAUUCCGCUCCAGCCAUUACCAUGAGCCCAUCCUCCCCAAUUAAGGUGCCACCAAUCUCCUGUAAGACACAUUAGACUAGAGCCACACACACACACUCACACUCACCCGUCCGCACACUCAUACACACUCACCUGUCCACACACACAUUUGUACUCAUGCUUGUCUCCAAUUUCUGUCUGUGUUCUCCUCAGAUAUGAUGGACAAUAAAGCUGCCAAAUGAGAUCUCUUUAGCCUCCCGAGGUCCCUGCCUUUCUGCAGCCCUGUCGUUAAUAAGACAGAGAGACAAUGGGAGAGAGACGUUUGAACUCUUGCCUUGAAGACAGAAAUCUCUCUACUUGUGCUGUAUGGAGUAGGAUGAAAGUUUUCUCUAGACCAGAUAUGGGCAACUCCAGUC